AUGUUAAAUUCAGUUUUAAAAGUUAAGAGAAUCGUGCCAGAAUCGACACCAUUGAAUGAACUGUCAGUAGAACUAUCAUCAAUCUGUCACUGUCAAUUCUGUCAAUAUAUUGAAACUGCACGUGGGAAUCUAAUAUUCAUAAAUAUUAAAGCAGGUUUUACUGAUUGUGAUACAAUGGCUACGACAUCUUUGGCCGAGCAGCUUCAGAAGCUGUCAGCACCCCAGUCUUCCAUCUACAAAGAGGACAACAAGAAAGCAUCACUACUAUUUGAUCCUAAGGAAGCCGCUCUCAAAGACCGCGACACAUUUUAUGAGAUCGGUAUAAGUGGACUUAAUGAACUGAUAGCAUUAUAUGAAGGAUUCCGUGUGUAUGAAGCCUCAUUGUUCAGUUUAAAUUCAAAGGACUUUGAAAGAGCUGUUCAGAGUAAAGAGGUUAAUGACCAUCUUGAUCAGACUAUUGAAAAGUUUUUAAUGCAACUGUCUCCAUAUUUCUUGUUGCAGUCAUCACAUAAAGCUUUGGAAUGGCUAGUCAACAGGUAUCACAUACACCAGUACAACCAAAACGCAAUAAUGGCAUUGAUAUUGCCAUAUCACAGUUCAAAAAUCUUUGUCCGCUUUGUACAAAUAAUGGAUAUUAAGUCUACAAACAGAUGGAAUUGGUUGCAGCCAAUCCAGAAAAAUGGAAUACAACUGGGUAAUCAAGUUUGGUAUAAUCAGUGUGCUUCAAACACUGCUACACUGCAAUUUGUUGCUAAAAUGACUUUGAAAUAUGUAAAAGAAUUUGGUAAGAGAUCAUCUCAGUUAAAUACAGUAUUUGCUUUCUUCUGUCAAACUGCCCUAGGUGUCAUAGAGAGCAGCAAACGUGUAUCGGAAGCGAUAAUCAAUGCAAUCUUACCAACUCUGAUAAAGGCUAUUGAUUCUCCGAUUGUUGACUUUAGGUCAUCAGCUUAUAUUAUACUUGGAUUCUUAUUAACUAAAGCCACUUUGAAAAUAGAUACUUUAAAUGAAAUUAUUGGAAAACUGCUUAUAAAUGAAUUCAACAUGACUUACGAUAUGGUCAUAUUGAUUACUAUGUUGUAUAAUUGUCAAACUCAUCUGACAAAAGUUUCUGAUACAAUACUAAAUGAUAUUUCAUUGGACACUAUGAAUAGUUUGUGCGACUUUCUCAAGAAAUGUACAGAGUGUAAACAGAAUAUUCAACCAUUUAUGUUAGCUUUCCUAUCCAGUAUUCUACCAGUUAUUCAGCGUAAUACAGAAAACUUUAAGAGAUUUUGUCAAUUACCUCAGAUACUCAUUGACAAAGUUGACUUAAAACGGCAGCAGCCUGAAACAAUUAUCAAAUGUAUUCUAAAUUCAUUUCGCUUGAAAAAAGUACGUAAUCUUCCUGAUGGCAAUGGAAGCGAUGUUGAAAUCAUUGAUGAAGAAGUUGAAGAUUCAGGAGGGAUAAUGCACUGGUACUCAUGUUUACUGAAAAAUAUGGAGAAAAAAUACCCAGAUGCAUUUGAUAAAGUUAUAAAGCAAGAAAUGACCUCUCAUAAGAGUGAAGCUUCAUCUAAAAGGAGGUUACAACUAUCAAAGGUGCUUGGCUUCAAACCAGCUAUGGCUCAUAGAGUUGGUGAUACAUCUUUGUUUGAAAAUCUCAAUCAUGUAAAUGCUGAACUGAGGGCUGCAGCGGUAAAAUAUAUUUGUAAAGAAUUUUAUGCACUUAAAACUGAGAAUAUUGAUUUUGUAAAGGACUCAAUUGUGAAUAGACUUAAAGACGACAAUAUUGAUGUGGUUGCUGUAGCCUUAGAGAUACCUAAUAAUUAUUUGGAUCAGGUUCUCAAUGAAAUAGAUGUUACUAAUGUUUUUGUCAAUAUUGUAACUAAAAAGUCGAAAAAAUGGAAUUAUGUCAUUAAAGACGCCAUCGUAAAAUUUUGCUCUUUAGAAAUGCUUCCUGUGAAUCAAGAGACUGUAUUAGCAUUAAUACCACAUUUAUUUCCAUAUGACAAAAGUUCAGCACAAGUUACAUGGAGUAUUGUGAAUUCAUCCUGGGGUGAAAAGUUUAAACUCACUGGUUUACUAAAAGAAGAACUUCGUAACCAUAAAGACAACCAUGAAGUACUGAAUCAAAUGAUAUUCAAAGCAUUAUUUGUUGACAGAGUUGUAAACUUUGAUGAUAUACUUGAUGUGAAUCAAGUGGACAAAAAUAACACACUUCAAAUAUAUACCUAUUUUCUUUUGAAAUCCUGCUCAUUUAAAUCUUCCACAAUAGAAGAAAUAACAGAAACACUUAAUUUUCUUCUUGAAUCUGUUGAAGUUGAAGGUAGGUUCAUAAUAGCAAGUUCUGGAGAUGACACUUUUUCAAGCAAAAUCAUGCAAGAGAUGAUCAAGAGUUUUAAACAAAAUGAAAUCUUAUUUGAGGCAGUGGAGUUCAUUUUUUCCAGAAUUAUUGAAGAUAUGGAUGUAAAAAAUCUUCCUAAACCUUGGUGUAAUGUUUGUGAAAGUACAGAAACUAUUCUUGUCAGGAGAAUAUAUGAAAUUUGCAUUACUGGGUGUGCCAUACCUACUUAUGAAAAGAAUUAUGUUAAACUGUUACAUCAAUUAUUAACGAAAUUUUUUAAACAGGGCAGAGAGAGAUGUGAAUUCAUAGCAAAUUUUGGAUGUGGCCAUAUCUUUUAUGCUAGUGAUCCAAAAGACGUCAUUAGCCCAGAGCUUCAACUCAGAAGCUUGAAACUAAUGAAUAAUUUCUUUUCACUUUCAAAUUCAGAUUGGCUUCUUGAAUCUGAUGUUGUCGUAUUAACAAUUCUGUUUAAUUUGAACAAUCCUAUUCAAGCUAUUCGCCAAACUGCUGUAGAUUUAAUAAAUAAUCUCCUAAGGUUUGAUCCUGAUAAAAACAAAAUAUAUGUACAGCUGAUGAAAGAGCUGAUAGAACAUAAAGAAGAGCUUUUAUUAGAUCAUGAGCAAAUUCCACAAGUUUUAAAUACUAUUCUGUCUCAAACUUCACCAGUUAAGAAAAUAUUCAGAAAGAAUUGUAUUAUUAAAUUUUCAAAUAUUUUAACCUCUGAUACACCUCCAUUUAUCACUUCAAGAUUUUUAAAAUUGUUAUACAAUAUUAACAGUGCAAAUACAUACUUAUCUUUUGUAACAACUCUAAAUUCGUUGGAAAAGAAGUUAGCAGCAAGUGAGCUUAAUCAAAAAUUUACAUUCAAUAUUUAUGAAUCUAAUUUGUUUAAAAACUUUUACAAUCUAAUAAAUGAGUCAACUGUUACCACUUUUAAUAAAGAACAAGUUUGGCGUUCUAUAGAAUUGGGGUUGAAAGAAUACAGGGAAUGUAUUUUAGUUGAAAAUGAAACUUUCACGAGUCCAAGUGUUUUGAUUAUGAAACAACUUGAUGAAGACGUAUUAAAAAAAGUGCCCACUGACAAAACUGCAAGUUUAGUUCGUUUGAUAGCGUCUGCCGGUACGUUCAGUAAUAAUCCAACUAUUUGUAGUGUAGCUGCUAAAACAAUAAAGAAGAUGAAUUUAUCUCUAAAGAACUUUAAACCAAUAUUAGAAAAUAUGUUGAAUGCUGUAGAUCCGGCGGAAAAGGGGCAGAAGACGAAAAAGUCCACAAUGACAAUGCUUUCUUUCCAACUAACUGAAACUGAUGAAUGGAAAUUAGGAGUAACUCUUCUGGAAUAUGUCCAAAGUAAGAAAAAAUUGUCAGUGGACAACACAUUUGUGUUCCUCCUGUUUGAACUGCUGAAUAAAUGCUUGAGAUUUGAAGAGCAAUCGUACGUGGAAUACACUAAGCAACUCAUUCUUUCUUCUCUAUGGUAUUAUUGUAAAAAAUUUGUUAACAACACUGAUAAAGAGCAAAUAAGAUCUCUCAAAUCCAAUUUCAAGGUGGACCUUGUGGUUCAGUGCAUUAGAGGAACUCAGAAUCCACAAACACAAAAUCACGCAUUGAUGCUUUUAUCACACGCUGCUUAUAUGUUACCAGAACAGGUACUUCAUCAUACAAUGGAAGUAUUUACGUUUAUGGGUUCAUCGGUUCUCCGGCAUGAUGAUGCUUAUAGUUUCCAAAUUAUCGUCAAAAUAAUAGAAACUUUAAUUCCAAUUAUUGUAAAACUAGAUAAAGAUAUACAAGAAUGCACAGCAAAGGAGCUUCAACAACUACAAAAUCGUGUUGUACCAGUUUUGAGAAUAUUUGCCGACGUUGUUUUGCACGUGCCUGAACACAGAAGACUUCCGUUAUACACUAAGUUGGUAGAAACUUUAGGACCUAAUCAUUUCCUCUGGGUUUUCUUGGCUCUAUUGUUGGAAACACAUGUUACUCACUUUAAUGACGACAAAAAAAAAGACAAAAUGCACAACAGGACUUUAGCCAAUCAAGAAUCACCCAUGAAUAGGUUGGACUUUGGUCAAAAUAUUCUUCUUGAAUUUCCCCCUGAAAUUUGUUUUGAAAAUUUGAUUAAACUCAUGGGUUACAUUAAAACAUUGCCAGUACAAAAAGACGAAAAAUCUAUGGACACUGAUGUCGAUCCAACUGAUAUAUUUAGCGUUAAUGGCCACAGUGCUGUUCAACUGCGACAGUACAAGUAUACAGUUAUUACAUUCAUGAAUAGCUGUUUGGAAUCUUCCAGAUUUAUAUACCAUAAUAGUCAAGCGACUGACGCCAAAGUCAUGGAAGAUCAUUACAAGACGUUUAUUAUCAACAUAUUGACAUAUAUUCAGAGUAUUUCUAAAAUCAGCGACGAAAAGACUUCCAAGUAUUGGCGAGUGAUGUUACACCAUAGUUACGAUCUUUUAGAUCACACUAAUAAUUUAUUAUCAGCCCCAAUGUUCCUAUCCGUCGUGAAAGGACUGCUGAAACAUACACUGCACGCAGUACGACGUAAAUCUAUGGAGUUAUUGAAUACAAAAUUAAGCUCUGAGAUAUUUGACGAUGUAGACAAAGAAUUGUUAUGUUCACUACUGCCCCCUCUGAUGGGUAUCAUCAAGACUAUUGAAAGUAAAGACGAGAAUGUUACUGAAAUUACUGCCCAUGAAAUUGAAUUAAAUCAACAAACAGCUCUGUUGUCUUUAAAGUUACUCACAAGAAAGUUGGCAUCUGAAAACCCUGAGCCAUUCAAACCCGUUUUGGAGACCGUCACGGAUUACACAUGUAACUCCAACAUAACUGGAAAUGUAAUGGCUUCAAUAGUGUUAUGUUUAGCGGAGCUUUGCAGUAAUCUGAAAGCUUAUGCACUCUCAAGUCUUAGGAAAUUCAUGCCAGCGCUUAUUAAGGUACUCAAAAAGCAGAGAAAGGCGGAAACUCCCGAACUCGUUCUUCUCAGCACUGUUACAGCGAUAUCUAAAAUAGUUGAAAGCGUGCCAUUAUUCCUUAGUCCAUAUUUACAUAAAAUAUUGUAUGAGUAUGCAAUAUUAUCAGCUAAGUGGCAAACGUCUGAUCAGGAAUGCAGUAAAGUUUCAGCUGUCGUUAAUAAAUUGAUACAUAUAAGGAUGAAGAUUGCAAGCGCUGUACCACCCAGGGUUUUGAUACCUAUUGCUAACGAGACAUACCGUUUACUAUUGGAGAAGGAAAAUUUUGAUGCUGUUGGACCAAUAAUGUCAGUGUUAGCCGAAUGCUUCGUAAAUGUGACAACUGCUGACUUCAUGGCAUUGCGGCAAGACCUGACGACUUUCUUCCUAUCAGCUUUGCAAUUACGAAGUGAAGCAGUUGAUAAGAAUGUGGAUAUGGCAGUCAUUGACAAAGCAGAGGACGAAGUCGUAAACGCUCUUGUUCGUUUGGUUCUAAAGCUUUCGGAAACGAGCUUCAGACCAUUUUACUUUAAAAUUUAUGAUUGGGCAAUCAGAACUAACGUUGAAGGCCAAAAAGACAGGGCUAUUACGUUUUACAGAUUGAGUAGUGCAAUUGCUGAUCAACUGAAAGGCCUAUUUGUACUUUUUGCUGGACAUUUCAUGAAGAAUGCCUCAGAACUAUUGGAUUCUUGCAAUAACAGCAAAAAUGAAGAUCUCUUCUUUGAUUCUGAGGAUAAAUGCUUGGAACUCGUCAAGUACAUAAUAAAAACUCUUCACAUAGUAUUUUUAUAUGAUAACCAAAAUUUCUUGAACAAGGAAAAGUUUGAAACUCUAAUGCAGCCAGUAGUGGAUCAAUUGCAGAAUACUUUGGGUUCGAUUCAGUCACUUAAGACGAGGGCUACAGAGUUGUUAAUCCCUUGCAUUUCGCAAUUCGCUGUUGCCACUCAAGAUGACUCGCUGUGGAAGUUGUUGAAUUACCAAAUACUACUGAAGACGAAACAUAAUGAUGCCGACAUAAGAUUGAUCGCCCUGGAUUGUUUGGUGGCAAUGGCGACGCAACUCGGUAGCAGUUGGCUGCCACUCCUGGCAGAGAGCGUGCCCUUCCUCGCUGAACUUCUAGAAGACGGCGACCAGAGAAUAGAGACGUCAACGAAAGAAGCUAUCAGAAAGCUCGAGCAGAUUCUUGGAGAACCCCUCGAGAAAUACUUUUAG
Molecule: messenger RNA, 6477 nt
Organism: Chilo suppressalis (striped riceborer)
Lineage: Eukaryota; Metazoa; Arthropoda; Insecta; Lepidoptera; Crambidae
Source: the annotation of a GenBank genome assembly